AUGGUCUUCACGAACAUCGCGCUACACGCCCCGGACCAGCUCCGCCAGCGCGUCGCCUGGUCCCUGUCGCAGGUCUACGUCGUCGGCGUCGGCGGCGUCGAGGAGGCGCGCGACGAGGUCGAGGUCUGGCUCAAGUUUUAUGAUAUCUUCGUCGAGCACGCCUUCGGAAAUUUAAGGGACGUCCUGCGCGCCAUCAGCUUCAGCCCCGUGAUGGCCGUCUAUCUCACCUACUUGGGCUCGCGCCAGUUCGACGGCGUCGACCAGUACCCGGACGAGAACUACGCGCGCGAGUUCAUGCAGCUCUUCACCAUCGGCCUCCGCGAGCUCCGCGACGACCAGCGUCGAGCGACGGGAGUGUUUUUUCGCACCUACGACAACGACGAUAUAGCGACGCACGCGCGCGCGUGGACGGGCUUCGACGUCGCGCCGCUGCGCAGCAACGUCGAGGCGAAGCGCGCGGCGAACUACGUCGACGACCUCCGCGUGCACGCGGACCGCCGCGACCCCUUCCCGAAGCGCGACCUCUACGGCGGCUACAUCGGCGACCGGCGGCCGCGCUGCGCGGACCUGGACCCGCUCGGCGCGGGGUCUUUGUUCGUCAAGCACUCGAACACGCCGCCCUUCUUCGCGCGCCACCUCAUCCAGCGCAUGGUGACGUCGAACCCGUCGCCGCGCUACGUGGCCGCGGUCGCGGACGCGUUCCGAUCGGGCGCCUACGACGGCCGGACGUACUCGGGCGCCUACGGCGACAUCGGCGCCGCCGUCGCGGCGGCGCUGUCCGACCGCGAGGCGCGGUCGGCCACGAUUUUAGCGGACCCGACGCACGGCCGCCUCCGGGAGCCGCUCCUCAAGGUGCUGCACUUCGCGCGCGCGAUGGAGCUGUCGCCGACGGGCGGCCGCGAGGUCUCGCUCGAGGGCAUGGACCAGAAGAUCGGCCAGAUGGCCCACGAGGCGCCGAGCGUGUUCAGCUACUACCUGCCGGACUACUCGCCCCAGGGCGCCGUCGGCGACCGCGGGCUCGUCGCGCCCGAG
This is a messenger RNA of Aureococcus anophagefferens, 1032 nucleotides long. RefSeq lists its product as hypothetical. NCBI's taxonomy places the organism in Eukaryota, Pelagophyceae, Pelagomonadales, Pelagomonadaceae. The record is from RefSeq and is a predicted model, not a curated record. The transcript is spliced from 3 exons. The annotation marks the transcript as partial.